This is a messenger RNA of Triticum dicoccoides, 5269 nucleotides long. RefSeq names its product regulatory-associated protein of TOR 1-like. NCBI's taxonomy places the organism in Eukaryota, Viridiplantae, Streptophyta, Magnoliopsida, Poales, Poaceae. The record is from RefSeq and is a predicted model, not a curated record. Gene Ontology annotation, biological process: positive regulation of cell growth; cellular response to starvation; regulation of autophagy. The transcript has 22 exons. Gene Ontology annotation, molecular function: protein binding; protein-macromolecule adaptor activity. Gene Ontology annotation, cellular component: cytoplasm; TORC1 complex. Bases 308 to 4483 code for a protein of 1391 amino acids.
CUCUCUCCCUCUUCCUCCCCACCCUCUCCGCCGCAUCCCCGUCUCCCCCGACCCUCACCCCCACCCCGCUGCUCCCGUCCAAACCCUAACCCUAAACCCCACCCUGCGCCUCCAUCCAAUCCCUGCCUGGCGUCCACCCGUCCCCGGCGGCCCGGAUUCGGAUUCGCCGCGCCGGACCGAUUCGAUCGAUGUAGGCAGCGAGCAUCGCUGCCCACUCCGUACACACGACUCGCGCCCCCGCCUCGAGAUGGCUGCCGCGGGGUGACGAGGAGGAGGGGAGAGUAGUAGAGGGAGCGCCCAAGCGUAGAUGGCAUUGGGAGAUCUCAUGGCGUCCAGGCUCGUGCACUCGUCCUCAUCGUCGUCCUCGUCCUCGCUGCCCACCCCCUCCUUGGCGGCGGUGAACCACCAGACGGACCGCGUGGAUGGUGAGCUCCCUGUCGCCAACGGGCCGGAGCUUCGGAGGGAGGACGCCGGCGAGGAGGAUGAGGAGGGGAGGGCCGUGGCGCUCGUGCCGUGCCUGCCGCAGGUGGUUGUGCUGUGCGAGCAGCGGCACGAGGGGUUCGAUGAGGCUGCGGUGGCGGCGGCGGCCGGGCCAUCGACGAGCGGGCUCGUCUCCAAGUGGCGCCCCAAGGACAGGAUGAAGACUGGAUGUGUUGCACUUGUAUUAUGUUUAAACAUUAGUGUUGAUCCGCCGGAUGUAAUUAAAAUUUCCCCUUGUGCAAGAAUGGAGUGUUGGAUAGAUCCAUUUUCUAUGCCACCCCCCAAAGCCCUUGAAAAUAUUGGAAAAACAUUACACUCACAGUAUGAGCGAUGGCAGCCUAAGGCUCGUUACAAGCUUCAGCUGGAUCCAACAGUCGAAGAAGUCAAGAAGCUUUGUAAUACUUGCCGCAAAUAUGCCAGAUCAGAGAGGGUUCUUUUUCAUUACAAUGGUCAUGGUGUACCAAAGCCUACGGCUAAUGGAGAGAUUUGGAUGUUUAACAAGAGUUAUACACAGUAUAUCCCUCUUCCUAUUACUGAUCUCGAUUCAUGGCUGAAAACACCAUCGAUUUAUGUUUUUGACUGCUCAGCAGCUGGAAUGAUUGUGAAAGCUUUUCUAGAGCGCCUAGACUGGAGUUCAAGCUCUUCUGCGUCUUCAGUGAAGGAUUGCAUUCUCCUUGCUGCCUGUGAGGCACAUCAAACUCUUCCUCAGAGUGCAGAAUACCCCGCUGACGUGUUUACAGCUUGCCUGACCACUCCCAUAAAAAUGGCAUUGCACUGGUUUUGCAAACGAUCAUUACUCAGUGGUUCUCUGGAUCACUCUCUUAUUGACCAAAUUCCUGGAAGACAAAAUGACCGUAAAACACUUCUGGGGGAGUUGAACUGGAUUUUCACUGCUAUUACAGAUACUAUUGCAUGGAAUGUUCUUCCUCAUGAAUUAUUCCAAAGGCUUUUCAGGCAGGAUCUUUUGGUCGCCAGUCUCUUUCGCAACUUCUUACUUGCUGAGAGAAUCAUGCGGUCUGCAAACUGCUCACCAAUUACGUACCCACUAUUGCCACCCACACAUCAACAUCAUAUGUGGGAUGCAUGGGACAUGGCUGCGGAGAUCUGCCUUUCCAAGCUUCCUCAUUUGAUUGCUGAUCCUAAUGCAGAGUUUCAGCCGAGCCCAUUUUUCACGGAACAAUUGACAGCAUUCGAAGUGUGGCUUGAUCAUGGUUCUGAGGAUAAGAAACCCCCUGAACAGUUACCCAUUGUUCUUCAGGUCCUGCUUAGCCAAUCACACAGAUUUAGAGCACUUGUUCUGCUUGGAAGAUUUCUUGAUAUGGGUCCAUGGGCAGUUGAUUUGGCCUUAUCUGUUGGUAUCUUCCCUUACGUGCUCAAACUGCUCCAAACAAGUGCGAUGGAGUUGCGUCAAAUUCUUGUGUUCAUAUGGACAAAAAUUCUCUCUCUUGAUAAGUCAUGCCAGGUUGAUUUGGUGAAAGAUGGAGGGCAUGCAUAUUUUAUCAGGUUUCUUGAUAGUUUGGAUGCUUACCCGGAGCAGCGUGCAAUGGCUGCUUUCGUUUUAGCAGUUAUUGUGGAUGGGCAUAGGAGGGGUCAAGAGGCUUGCAUGAGUGCAGGUCUUAUAGAUGUUUGCCUGAGACAUCUGCAACCUGAGAAUCCUCAUGAUGCACAGACAGAGCCUUUGCUUUUGCAAUGGCUUUGUUUAUGCCUUGGCAAACUCUGGGAAGAUUUCCCUGAGGCUCAGUUACUUGGUCUACAAUCAAAUGCACCCGAAAUUGUUACAUGUUUAUUGUCUGAGCCUCAACCUGAGGUCAGAGCCUCUGCUGUUUUUGCACUUGGAAAUCUGUUGGACAUUGGAUCUCCAUCAGUGAAUGGAGGUGAUGACGACUCUGAUGAUGAUGAAAAGGCGAGAGCUGAAAUAAAUGUUGUUCGAAGCCUUCUGCAAGUCACUUCAGAUGGUAGCCCUCUUGUUAGAGCCGAGGUUUCUGUAGCUCUUACUCGCUUUGCGCUGGGCCACAACAAACAUCUCAAAUCUGUUGCUGCGGAGUACUGGAGACCUCAAACCAAUUCACUGCUGAAGUCACUACCAUCAUUGGCUAAUAUUAAUAACCCAAGCAAUGUUUACAGUCCCAGUAACUUUUUGCAAGGCAGCAGUGGCCUUUCUUCUCAUAUUGGUCCUGUGUUAAGGGUUGGUAGUGAUACCAGUGCCACAGGUCGUGAUGGAAGAAUUUCUACAAGCAGCCCGAUUGCGACAAAUAGCAUUAUGCAUGGGUCUCCCCAGUCAGAUGAUUCUUCUCAGCACUCUGAUUCAGGCAUAUUGCUGAGAGAUAAUGCAAGUAACGGUGGUCUCAGCUACACCAGGUCAAGGCCUAUUAUUGACAGUGGAAUUUAUUCCCUAUUUAUUUCGACGAUGUGCUCUAUUGCUAAAGAUCCUUACCCUAGAAUUGCAAAUAUUGGCCGGAGAGCACUGUCCCUUGUAGGGGUUGAGCAAGUGGUCAUGAGAAAUACUAGAUUUGGCAGUGGGGGUGCAGGAGAGUCAUCUGCUCCUUCAUCAAACAUAGGAAUGGCACGUUCUUCUUCCUGGUUUGACAUGAAUUCUGGAAUCUCAAUGGCAUUUAGGACCCCUCCUGUUAGUCCACCUCAGCAUGAUUACCUUACAGGGUUGCGCCGCGUGUGUUCUAUGGAGUUCAGACCACAUCUCUUGAACUCACCUGAUGGCUUAGCUGAUCCGCUCUUAAGCUCUGCUGCAGCCCCCAGUACCAGUGAGCUUAAUAUACUUCCCCAAUCAACAAUUUACAACUGGAGUUGUGGCCACUUCUCUAGGCCUCUUCUAACCGGGUCUGAUGAUAAUGGGGAAGUAAGUGCUAGAAGAGAAGAGAGGGAACGAACUGCACUGGAUUGCAUCGCUAAGUGCCAGCGUUCCUCAGCAUGCAAAAUGACUAGCCAAAUUGCUAGCUGGGAUACAAAGUUUGAGUUGGGUACAAAAUCAGCAUUGCUGUUACCUUUUUCUCCAAUCGUCGUUGCAGCUGAUGAAAACGAGCAAAUAAGAGUGUGGAAUUAUGACGAUGCUCUACCAGUGAAUACUUUCGAGAACCACAAGUUGUCUGACAGAGGACUAUCCAAACUUUUACUUAUCAAUGAGCUUGAUGAAAGCUUGCUUUUAGUUGGCUCAAGUAUGCCUUCCCUCUUUAUGGCUUUCUCUUGUAUCUGUACAUAUGUAUUCCUUGUGACAUCUUUUUUUCAUACUGUAGGUGAUGGAAAUGUCCGUAUAUGGAGAAACUAUACUCAAAAGGGAGGACAGAAACUUGUAACUGCUUUCUCAUCAGUUCAGGGCCAUCGAGCUGCAGGCCGCAGCGUUGUGAUUGACUGGCAACAGCAAUCUGGUUAUCUGUAUGCAUCUGGUGACAUGUCUUCCAUCCUUGUAUGGGAUCUUGACAAGGAGCAACUUCUCAACACCAUUCCAUCAUCUGCUGAUAGUGGCAUUUCAGCUCUGUCUGCAUCUCAGGUUAGAUCUGGUCAAUUUGCUGCCGGUUUUAUUGACGCAUCCGUAAGGAUAUUUGAUGUUCGUACCCCUGACAGGCUAGUUUAUAUGGCAAGACCACAUGCCCCAAGAACUGAAAAGGUCGUCGGUAUAGGAUUUCAGCCUGGAUUUGAUCCAUACAAGAUUGUAAGCGCAUCUCAAGCUGGAGACAUUCAGUUUCUUGAUGUUAGAAGGGCUGCUGAACCCUACCUCACUAUUGAAGCUCACAGGGGUUCAUUAACAGCAUUGGCUGUUCACCGGCAUGCCCCAGUCAUUGCAAGUGGCUCAGCUAAGCAAAUGAUUAAAGUGUUCAGUCUUGAAGGAGAACAGCUAACGAUCAUUCGGUACCAGCCAUCUUUUAUGGGCCAAAGGAUAGGAAGUGUAAACUGCCUUUCGUUCCAUCCGUACAAAUCUCUCCUGGCUGCUGGAGCUGGUGAUAAUGCUCUGGUCUCUAUCUAUGCUGAGGACAAUUAUCAAGUAAGAUGAGGUUUACAUCCUGUGGCAUGCAAUGACGACACAAUCAGUAGGCCAUGAUUGGCCGACUGCUGGAUCCGCAGCAGGUUCAGCUACAAGAUACAAGAUGAUACAAAGCCUGGUCAGUGACAUGGUGGUGAUUGCAGUGCUGUGGCUUUUUGGUCCAUAUUGCUUGUGUUGGGCAUCUACAUCUCUGGUCGGCGUGUGCAAUUUGUAAGAUACAAAUCAAGAUUCAUUAGCCUCCCUUGCAGAAGGUUGUGAAAGUGAAAGGCAGUUGUGGUCCAGUCAGUGAAUUCGGAGGCUUCCCCAAUAAUCAUACCUAGGUUAACUGAAAUGUAAAUAGCCGUCCCCAUUUGGAUUGUUGUCCUGUCAGUCAGUUUUCUUCCUUUCCCAAAGUGUAAAAAGGUUUGCCGAUGCUUCAUAUCAUAAGUCGGGUCUGGCGGGGUCUGCCCGGGCAAGUGGUUGUUUAUAUGGGCCAGGAAGGGAGAAUGCAUGCACAUGUCUCCUCACAGAUGUUCUUCAAUAGAUAGAUGCUCCUUUCCAGCUAAUAUAGCAUUAGAGGUGAGUUGUUACUAUGGCUUGCUUUAACCAGUGUUGUCCAGGUCAUUCUUUCUAAGCAUUGGACUAUCAUCAUCCAGUGUUGUCGUCAUAGCAGGGCUUCAUUGUCCAUUUGUACAUAUGAACUGCAUUUGUACAGUAGUUAAUUCUCUUAAGAUAAGUUGUAAUGCAUGUUUGUCCUUGGGUGUAUCUGGCAUAUUCUGAAUAUUUAAGUGAAAAAGAAGCUUGUCUCUGUGUACA